AUGCAGACUCGUCAGAAAUUCGCUCGUGUGGACACCCAGGAGCUGAAAUCCCGGAUCGCCAAGAAGCUGGGCCAUCAGCGGGCCGAGCACUACUUCAACAGCCUCAAGAAAUUCCUGAGCUUUAAGCUCAACAAGGAUGAGUUUGACAAGAUUUGCUUGAGUGUGUUGGGCAAGGAAAAUAUCAAGCUUCAUAAUUUCCUCAUUCGGUCAAUCCUCAGCAAUGCUUCCUUGUCCCUUGGACCGCCUAGUAAGCAGACGGUGACCGGUAACUCACAGACUAGCAUGGUGUCCAAUGGGCCACUGGGCAAUGGCGCUCUGCCGGCGAAGAUGGGGCGGUCUAUCACUAGCAGGGAUAGGAAGUUCGCUGAUAGGCCAAGCCCCCUUGGUCCCCAUGGGAAGGCGCCUCAUGGUCAUGGAGGCGAAGUGAGCAACUCCUGCGACAUACCGAGAUCUAGGGAGCAACAGAGUACCCUGGAGUUUGUUUCAUCAGGGAGCAAGGUUCUGUUGGAAGUUGUCUCUGUAGAAGAUGGGGAGGAGGUUGAGCAAGUGCGCAGUAGCCCAGCGUGUGUUCAAAGUCGGAGCCCCAUCAGAGCUCCGUUGGGGAUUCCGUUGGGGAUUCCAAAGGCUCACACUCCUCAGCCUUCUACCUCUUACAGUUAUGAAACAUGCUCUAAUAAUGAGGAGUUGCCAGAUACUCGGUCAUUGUGGAAUGUACUUCAGCACAGAUUGCAAGCACAAGGCCUGAAUGUAUCCAUGGAGUUUGCUCAUGUACUGAAUUCUGGGUUGAACUCACAUUUAACUCGCUUGCUCAAGUCUUCUUUGGAUGUCGCUAAAGCAAGGGGAAAUGGAACAAGGAUACCUCAAGCAAAUGGAAGAGCAGGUCCUUCAUGGAAUGGUGGACAGAACCAUGGCUUUCCUCCAGAAUCAGGCCAGUUCUACCAAGCUUCGUUACAAGAUGUUAAGGUAGCAGUGGAGUCCAACCGUCAGUUAUUGAGUUGUGACCAUUCCAAGCAGCAUGAGAAGCUUAGCUUUCGUCUUAUGGACCAGUGA
Molecule: messenger RNA, 1050 nt
Organism: Triticum turgidum subsp. durum (durum wheat)
Lineage: Eukaryota; Viridiplantae; Streptophyta; Magnoliopsida; Poales; Poaceae
Source: the annotation of a GenBank genome assembly